Molecule: messenger RNA, 157 nt
Organism: Racocetra persica
Lineage: Eukaryota; Fungi; Glomeromycota; Glomeromycetes; Diversisporales; Gigasporaceae
Source: the annotation of a GenBank genome assembly
CCCUAACUUUAAAUCGGUCAAGCCUCAGUCCUCGGGAUAUGCACCAUCUCAAGAUUUUGUCUGUUGGGAUUAUGUACCAUCAGGAUUUUGCAUGGCCCCCGAUAGACAAAAUCUUGAGAUGUCCGAAAGACAACAUCUUGAAACACUAAAAUUCUGA